AUGUCCGCCGAGACCAUCAACGGCACCGCGCCGACCCCUGCUCCGGCUGCUGACGCCGCAGCUCCCGCAGCUCCCGCCAACCCCGCCCCUUCCACUUCCACCGACGUCCCCACCACCUCUGCCGAGGCGUCUUCAUCUAAGCCCCAGCCCCUGCCCACGAAGCACAAGAAGCUAUCGGGGUACGACUUCUACCGCGCAAUCGGGAGCCCGAAGUACGUCGUCGCGCCGAUGGUGGACCAGUCCGAGCUCGCGUGGCGCCUGCUGUCCAAGUCGCCUCUGCCCCCCGACGUCGCCGGACCUCCGGAGUGGAUCGAGGCCCCGCUCCCCGACGGACCGGCCGGUCCCUCCCAGCCGCGCAAGUAUGCGCGCUACGCGGGCGGCGCGCACCUGACCUACACGCCCAUGAUCCACGCAAGGGUGUUCUCAGAGUCGAGGCAAAACUCGCGCGGCGGCGACCCCCAGUUCAACAUUACGUGCAACGAGGAGGGCAACCGGAAGACGCUGGCUGGGAUCGAGGGCGGCGAUCGCCCCCUGUUCGUGCAGGUUAGUCACCAAUUGGCAGGCUCGAAAUUCCCGCUUACCCUGGAUGGAUGGAUGAGUGUAAUACUGACUUUGCAGUUCUGCGCAAACGACCCCGACGUGCUCCUGUCCGCUGCGAAGAAGGUGCAGAACCGGUGCGACGCGGUCGACAUCAACUUUGGGUGCCCGCAGGGCAUCGCGAAGCGGGGCAAGUACGGCUCCUUCCUGAUGGAGGACUGGGACCUGAUUGCCCGCCUCAUCUCGACGCUGCACGUCAACCUCACUGUGCCCGUUACGGCCAAGUUCAGGAUUUUCCCCGAGGUCGAGAAGACGGUGCGGUACGCGCAGAUGAUGGAGGCGGCGGGCGCGCAGAUCCUGACCUGCCACGGCCGGCUGAGGGAGCAGAAGGGCCCCGCCACGGGGCUGGCCGACUGGGACCAGAUCAAGGCGGUCAAGGAGGCAGUCAGCGUGCCCGUGUUCGCGAACGGGAACAUUCUCUACGCCGACGACGCCCUCCGCUGCAUGGAGUACACGGGGUGCGACGGCGUCAUGUCCGCCGAGGGCAAUCUGAACAACCCCGCGCUCUUCGCGGACCCGAAGAGCCCCAACGCCUACGUCGCCGCCACGGCGCUGGCGCGCAGGUAUCUCGACAUUGUGGCCAAGCUCGACACGCCCACGGCCGGGAGCGCGAUCAAGGCGCACCUCUUCCAUCUCCUCAAGCCGAUGCUGGACGAGCACGAGGACCUCCGCGUCAUCUUUGGCAAGCAGGGCGUCGACGACAAGGUCGCGUACUACCGCGCCGCACUUGAUGAGGUCGAGAGCGCUUCCCCCCUGAGCCCGUGA
Messenger RNA from Trichosporon asahii var. asahii CBS 2479, 1362 nucleotides. Its product is annotated as tRNA dihydrouridine synthase. The record is from RefSeq and is a predicted model, not a curated record. Gene Ontology annotation, biological process: tRNA processing. Gene Ontology annotation, molecular function: flavin adenine dinucleotide binding; tRNA dihydrouridine synthase activity. Bases 1 to 1362 code for a protein of 453 amino acids. The transcript has a single exon. Lineage: Eukaryota; Fungi; Basidiomycota; Tremellomycetes; Trichosporonales; Trichosporonaceae.